UCGAUUGUUUUUAUUUUCAGUUUCUUCUUCGAAAUGGCGACGAAGGUUUGCAGCAGAUUAUUUCUAACGAAAAAUUUAGUGAAUUUAACAAAAAAUCUAAGACCAGUUCAAAGAAAUUAUAGUAAUGUCCGUUUUAAUGCAGAGAAUCGAAAAAAUUAUGUAAAAUAUUUACUAAUUGUUGGUGGCGGUGUGACCGCAUUUGUGUGUGCAAAUUUAGUUAAAACCAAAACGAAUACUGUUCAGGCAUUUAAUAUAAAACGCAUUAAGCGAGAUGAACUAUCCUCUUCCGUUAAACUCACUGCCCGAGAAAGACGUUUUAUUAAAUUCUCUUCGGUGGAAUAUGAUGGACAAUUGUAUAUGACACCACAAGAUUUUCUUGAUUCUGUUGUUGAACAGGAACCCAGACCUCGUCUCAAACGUCGUAUAUUAACCGAUCAAGAGGUAACAAAAAUUAAGGAUGAAACACCACCAUUAAAGAAGGGCUCUAAUCAAUUAUUUAGAACUCUUAGGGAUAAAGGAAUUAUUUCUUAUACGGAAUACUUGUUUCUUUUAUCUAUUUUGACUAAACCCAAAUCUGGUUUUCGUAUUGCUUUUAAUAUGUUUGAUACUGAUGGUAAUCAACGUGUGGACAAAAAUGAAUUUUUGGUGAUUUUAAAAAUUUUGGGUGGCUCUUUUCGUUCACAUGAAUUGGAUGAGGAAACUAGACGCAUUCUUAAACGUUUAGUUUCCACUGAAGAACAAGCCAAAGAAUUGUAUUACAAGAAAAAGAAAGACAAAAAGGUUACGAACACAUUUAUGGAACGCAUUUUUAGUGGAGCUUGGAAAGAUAAACGUGGUAAAACUCAAACUAACGAGGAGGAAUCUGAACAAGUUAAAAAAGAUGGUGAUGAAGAAAGCGAAGAGGAUAAUUAUAUCGAUGAUGAGGAAGGUUUACAGCGUAAACAUAAAGUGGAUACAACUUUACAAACCCAUUUGUUUGGUAAAAAAGGCAAUCAGGAUUUAUACUAUGAGGGUUUCUACAAAUUCAUGGACAAUUUACAAACUGAAGUAUUAGAAUUGGAAUUUACCGAAUUCUCUAAAGGCAACAAAGCCAUUACUGAAGUAGAUUUUGCUAAAAUAUUAUUGCGUUAUACCUAUUUGGAUACGGAUGAGUAUGAUAGUUUUUUGGAACGUCUUUUAGAUCGUGUUAAGGAUGAACAGGGCAUAACAUUUGAUGAAUUUCGUGAUUUUUGUCGAUUCCUUAACAAUCUGGAAGAUUUUGCAAUAGCUAUGCGUAUGUACACUUUAGCCGAUCGUGCUAUUUCAAAAGAUGAAUUUUCUAGAGCUGUUAAAAUUUGCACCGGCUAUACCUUGUCCAAACAUUUGAUUGAUACCGUAUUUGCCAUUUUCGAUCAGGAUGGUGAUGGUUUAUUGUCUUAUAAGGAAUUCAUUGCUAUAAUGAAAGAACGUUUACAUCGUGGUUUUAAAUCGGUGGCCAAAUCCGAAGGAUGGGAUGCUUUCAAAGUUUGUGUUAAACAGGAAAUGAAGCAAAAUAGAUAAAUUAUUGAAUAUGCUAAAGAACUAGUUAAACGAAAGAAGCUUUUAUCAGGCCAAAUUUAAACUUAUUUAAAACAUAUAAACUAAUUAUUUACAUUUUAUUAGAUUCAUAUUAAUUAAAAAAAUUGUUAAUUAAUUUAAAAAUAUAAUUCAUGUAUAACUUGCCAUUUAAUUAAAUUUUAUUUGUUUAAAAAACAUAUUUUAAGCGCUCAACGAGUUACAUAUAUGGUCCUACGAUUAUACUUAUGUAACACUUGCUAAAUUGCAAUCUUUGUAAUACAUAUUUAAAUUACUAUUAUAAAUAAUAUUAUGUUUUAUUAUAUGAACACAUAUUUCAAAUAUGAUGUAGAAUUUAUUACAAAAUGUAUCAUUAUGUUAAGAACUUAAAUAUUUUGAAUAUCAUUAAUAACUAAAACUUUUUGCUUUGUUAAUCAUAUAUUAUUUUGUUGAAAAAAUGCACAUUUAUAAUAAUUUUAAAUUGAAAUAAAAACAAAUUGCAGUAAGCAUAGUUAAAAAAUAAAACAUUAACAAGGUUCUAAUAAGCAUCUCCUGUUUAAGGUUUAAGAUACCUUUGAACAUUGACCGAACCACUCAUGAAAGUUAAGCUCAAAAUAUCAAUGACGUAAAUUGAUACAACAGUUUUUUUAUCACAAUUUUGAAAUGAGUCCAACAAGUUCCCAAUAAUGUGCAUUUUUUGUUAUCAGAAAUUAUUAAUCACUAAUCCAUUAGUCAUUUGUUAAUUAAUUUAUUAAGUACUUACUGUUUCUAUUAAUUGUGUAUUAAGAAUCAAUAUUAAUUAUUUA
Molecule: messenger RNA, 2339 nt
Organism: Lucilia sericata (common green bottle fly)
Lineage: Eukaryota; Metazoa; Arthropoda; Insecta; Diptera; Calliphoridae
Gene: MICU3
Product: calcium uptake protein 3, mitochondrial
Exons: 11
Coding region: 34-1539 (501 amino acids)
Biological process (GO): calcium import into the mitochondrion; mitochondrial calcium ion homeostasis
Cellular component (GO): uniplex complex
Molecular function (GO): calcium ion binding
Source: RefSeq, a predicted model, not a curated record